This is a messenger RNA of Jatropha curcas, 1730 nucleotides long. Its product is annotated as branched-chain amino acid aminotransferase 2, chloroplastic. Gene Ontology annotation, molecular function: branched-chain-amino-acid:2-oxoglutarate transaminase activity. Lineage: Eukaryota; Viridiplantae; Streptophyta; Magnoliopsida; Malpighiales; Euphorbiaceae. Gene Ontology annotation, biological process: branched-chain amino acid metabolic process. The record is from RefSeq and is a predicted model, not a curated record. Gene Ontology annotation, cellular component: chloroplast.
ACCGAAAAAAUGAUUAGUCGCAGACUCGCACAACGUCCAAACUCGGCCUCUUCUACGUUCCGUCACCACCUCCUCCUCCGCCACUCAUCCUCCUCCGCGCAAGACACGAAGAAGAAGAGACGAGAAGAGAAGAGAAAACUAAUAGAAAAUGGAGAGUAGUGGCCUGUUAGGUGGUCUGCAACCAAAUUACCUUCUUUGCUCUUCCCGUAACGCUUCAUCUCUCCUUCCAUUUCCUUCUUCCUUUGACCGCUUGCUCCAAUUCUCUCCUUCUCCUGCAUCCGUUUCUCUCAAGCUGCUAAAGCAGAGUCUUUCUGCCCUGCAUUCUGUUUCCCCUUUCAAGCGUGGCGCUAUAUUAUCUGAUACUUACAGCAGUGAAACUAAUGAAUUAGCUGAUAUAGACUGGGACAGCCUUGGGUUUGCAUAUGUUCCCACUGAUUAUAUGUAUAUCAUGAAAUGCACUAGAGAUGGAAACUUUUCUACUGGUGAAUUGCAACGAUUUGGGAAUAUUGAGUUGAGCCCCUCAGCGGGAGUCUUAAAUUAUGGCCAGGGAUUAUUUGAAGGCUUGAAGGCUUACAGGAAAGGAGAUGGUAAUAUUCUCUUGUUUCGUCCUGAAGAAAAUGCACUUCGAAUGAAAGUAGGUGCAGAAAGGAUGUGCAUGCCAUCGCCAACAGUUGAACAGUUUGUGGACGCUGUAAAGGCAACUGUUUUAGCUAACAAACGUUGGGUUCCUCCUCCAGGUAAAGGUUCCUUGUAUAUCAGGCCAUUGCUGAUGGGAAGUGGAGCUGUUCUUGGACUUGCACCUGCUCCCGAGUACACCUUUCUAAUUUACGUUUCACCUGUUGGAAACUAUUUUAGGGAAGGUGUUGCACCAAUCAAUCUAGUUAUUGAGCAUGAACUGCAUCGAGCAUCUCCUGGUGGUACUGGUGGUGUUAAGACUAUAGGGAACUAUGCUGCAGUUCUCAAGGCACAAUCUGCUGCAAAAGCCAAAGGAUAUUCCGAUGUGCUAUAUCUUGAUUGUGUUCAUAAAAAAUAUCUGGAGGAGGUUUCAUCUUGCAAUAUUUUUAUUGUAAAGGAUAAUGUUAUCUCCACUCCUGCAAUAAAAGGGACAAUUCUACCUGGCAUUACAAGGAAGAGUAUAAUUGAUGUUGCUCGAAGCGAAGGAUUCCAGGUUGAAGAACGACUCGUGGCAGUGGAUGAAUUGCUUGAAGCUGAUGAAGUCUUUUGUACUGGAACAGCUGUGGUUGUGUCACCCGUCGGCAGCAUCACUUACAAGGGUAGAAGGGUGUCUUAUGUAGAAGGCGGCUUCGGUGCUGUCUCGCAACAACUGUAUACAGUGCUUACCAGACUUCAAAUGGGUUUGAUAGAGGACAAAAUGGACUGGACCGUGGAGCUGAAUUAGGCAAAUUCAAGUAAUUGAAUUCUUAUUUUUGUGAUUUUUACGUUGGUAGAGAUUGCGCAAACUCGUAACUAUCUUGUGGCAGUUUAAAGGCGUUCACUUGGUGGGUUCUCUUUUCUGUUGAUGUGUAGAUCGUAAAUGUCAGAUUGUAUUUGAUGUUUUUAGUGCCUUUUGAACUAUGGCUAUGCUAAAAGAUUAAAAAAAUAAUACUAAAUUAGUUAAAAGUCUGAGGAACUAAAAAUGUCAUUUUGAUUCCUAUUCCAAAAUUAACAAUAAUCCUCCGUCUACAAUCAUGAUCUAAAUCAACAGAUAUCUUAGACUUCUUUGAAACAUU